Messenger RNA from Amphibalanus amphitrite, 797 nucleotides. Its product is annotated as peptidyl-prolyl cis-trans isomerase-like 1. NCBI's taxonomy places the organism in Eukaryota, Metazoa, Arthropoda, Thecostraca, Balanomorpha, Balanidae. Gene Ontology annotation, biological process: protein peptidyl-prolyl isomerization; protein folding. The transcript is spliced from 5 exons. Bases 198 to 701 code for a protein of 167 amino acids. The record is from RefSeq and is a predicted model, not a curated record. Gene Ontology annotation, cellular component: catalytic step 2 spliceosome. Gene Ontology annotation, molecular function: peptidyl-prolyl cis-trans isomerase activity.
UGAUGUAGUAAGGGAAAUCCAAUACCGUGGCCGAAGUGUAUCGCACUGAUAGCAUCAGCAUAGCAUCGUGCCAUGAAAUAGAGAAAUUGAAAUAGCUGUGGUGAGAUGAGGAAUUCAUUGAAUUGGGAUGAGCUUAGAGGGAGGAUUUUCAACAUCAACAUCCUUAGUGUGGCAGCUGAUCACAUCAGUCAUUUAGCAUGAGCGGGAUUCCGGACAAGUCAUGGCAACCGCCCACUGUCAAGAUGCAAACCACGAUGGGGGAAAUCGUGAUAGAGCUGUAUUGGGAACACGCGCCAAACACAUGUCGAAACUUUGCGGAGCUGUCAAGAAGGGGAUAUUAUAAUGGUUGCAAGUUUCAUCGGAUCAUCAAGGAUUUCAUGAUCCAAGGUGGAGAUCCCACGAGUACGGGCCGAGGCGGCGCUUCGAUUUACGGCAACUCGUUCAAGGAUGAGAUAUCCCCGGAGCUGAAGCACACGGGCGCCGGCAUAUUAUCCAUGGCGAACUCGGGCCCCGACACUAACGGAAGUCAGUUCUUCAUCACACUGGCGCCCACGCAGUGGCUGGAUGGGAAACACGCCAUCUUUGGCCGCGUUCAGUCCGGCAUGGACGUGGUGAAGCGGAUGGGGAUGGUGGAGACCGACUCCGGCGACCGGCCCGUCGACGACGUCCGGAUCAGCCGGGCAGAAGUGAAGGCGUGGUAGUGUCCGCUGCUCACCCUGAAUCGCACCUCAUCGGCCGAUAACACUGGCAUUGUUCACAUACAUGGUUCAUGAAUACAUUACAUAUAUUGGACUUUU